AUGGACAUAGGAUUUGAGAACACUGCAGGACCAAACAAUAGGCAGGCAGUUGCGCUUUCAGUCGGCGGCGACCAGUCUGCUUUCCACCGGAAAAACAUCAAAGGCCAACAAAACACACUCACCGCUAGUGGUCGUUUUGCAGAAGACUCGACAGGGUUCUCGUUCGAGUAUUGUAGCAUUGAAACCGAGGAGUCCAAGGCCGAUUACUUUACGGUGGCUAAGUUUAUUGGUGGGAACUCAUGGCUGCCAUCCACCGGUGUCCCAUUUGCACCAGGAUUAUAG
Molecule: messenger RNA, 282 nt
Organism: Prunus armeniaca (apricot)
Lineage: Eukaryota; Viridiplantae; Streptophyta; Magnoliopsida; Rosales; Rosaceae
Source: the annotation of a GenBank genome assembly